Messenger RNA from Penicillium paradoxum, 417 nucleotides. Its product is annotated as huntingtin-interacting protein K. The transcript has 2 exons. The coding region runs from base 1 to 417 and encodes 138 amino acids. The record is from RefSeq and is a predicted model, not a curated record. NCBI's taxonomy places the organism in Eukaryota, Fungi, Ascomycota, Eurotiomycetes, Eurotiales, Aspergillaceae. Gene Ontology annotation, biological process: protein stabilization; negative regulation of apoptotic process.
AUGUCUGAUCCCAUUCCAUCGGCAACCGCUGACCCAGACUCCACCGAGAAACCUCUCCCCUCAAAUGCCGAAGAUCGCAAAGCCGCUGCCGCCCUCUCAUCCCUCCACACGAAUGAAAUUGCUUCGGAUGGUGGCUCCGCCGGGGCCCCGCUUACUGCAAACCAGGAAGCUCUCGGAAGAGCGAUGAGCAGACUGGAAAUAGCAUCUGGACAGAACUCGGGCAAGAAAUCGGCGGCUGGGGGUUCGAAGGCGGAUGUGGUCAAUAAGACGGCAGUUAAGGUCGCCCCAGCUGAUGUUACUCUGUUGGUGGAUCAGCUAGAUCUAAAUAAGAUCAAGGCUACGGAGUUGCUCAAAGCUCAUGAUGGGGAUGCUACCAAGGCGAUGAGAGCUUUCAUUGCCCCAUCUAUUCGGGCUUAA